Athalia rosae (coleseed sawfly) is the source of this 1420-nucleotide messenger RNA. Its product is annotated as SPRY domain-containing SOCS box protein 3-like. Gene Ontology annotation, biological process: proteasome-mediated ubiquitin-dependent protein catabolic process. Gene Ontology annotation, molecular function: protein binding. The coding region runs from base 323 to 1288 and encodes 321 amino acids. Gene Ontology annotation, cellular component: SCF ubiquitin ligase complex. The transcript is spliced from 6 exons. The record is from RefSeq and is a predicted model, not a curated record. Lineage: Eukaryota; Metazoa; Arthropoda; Insecta; Hymenoptera; Athaliidae.
CAUGGAUUAGAAGAAAUACAUGUGACCCGUGAUAUGACCUGACACGUUGACAGGAGGAGAUCCUUUGACAGUUCAAUUCAUGACCUUGCAGACGCUUUGCCCGUAGCUCCCACUGUAUGUAUGUACAGCCACAAUCGAGUGUGAGGAUAUAAUUUCGCAAAUAAAUCUCUUAUCGGAAGCAGCAACAGGUUAAGCACCGUAUCAAUGAGACCUUUCACGCAGUAGAUUAUAUUGUGAGCAUUCAAUAAAUAUUGUUGAUAGAGUUGAUCAAGAGUAAAUGUUACAUUCGCGUUAAGUUCGCGCUUGAUUAUUAAUCGAAAAAAUGCGCGCUGAUUUGGACUUUCACAUAAAAAACGUAGGGCAACGAUACUGUGAAUGCCAAAAUGACUGUACGUGUGGAGAAGAUAAUGUUGCAGAUGUAGAAUGGGAAUGGGACGAGAACCUGGCAAGUCAAACAUUGCAGCUUUCAAAAAUGAACUUGGAAGUCAACUUCAAUCCUGGAUAUAGCAUGGGAACUUCAGCUGUUCGCGGCAGCAAAUCCAUGGCUAGUGGCCAGCACCAUUACUGGGAAGUCAAAAUGAUAACGCAAGUUUACGGAACUGAUGUAAUGAUUGGCUUGGGAACGAGUCGAGUAAAUUUGGAGGUGGCCAGUCUUUCAUUUACCUCAUUGCUUGGGCACGAUGCAGAAUCUUGGGGGUUCUCAUAUAGAGGAUACAUACAGCAUAGGGGAAUUAUGCAAAAGUAUGGCUUACCUUUUGUGCAAGGCAGUUUAGUGGGAGUUCAUUUAGACACAUGGAGAGGAACGCUGGAGUUUUAUCUGAAUCGGAAACCACUUGGAAUUGCUUUUACUGGACUCAGAGGCCUGGAGUUGUAUCCCAUGAUAAGUUCCACCGCACAAAAAACUAUAGUUAGAAUUACUCACAGUAGUUCGAUCCCAGCCUCGUUGCAGUUAGAAUGUUUUGCUGCUCUGAAACCCUCGCUUCGAUGUACACUUUUGGAAGAAUUUCCUGGCCUUCGUCAUCUUACGAAAAGCAUAUUUGCUGAUAUUCUACAAAGCAGUUACAACAAGGACGAGGAUGAAUCUGCCGAAGACUUUCAUGUUUUAGAUGAGUUUGAUGUCGCUGUUGUAGGUUUUAAGAAAAGUAAAAGAAGUUUGACUCAGGAUGAUGGAAGUAUGCCAGGUACUGCCAGAAGAGAAUGUGACAUGUGUGGAAAUACAACAUCUGUUCGAUCCCCUUUAGCUCUUUGUAUGAUUUGUUGCGAUUAUCCUGGUUGUGCUACGAUAUAGGAUACCAAAGUUAAUUGAAAAUGACACGAUUAUUUAAAAAUGUUCUUUUAUUACAAAAUUAAAAUACAAUUUUCAACAUUUGUAACAAGCUAUGUCCAUCUAAUGAGUAAAACAGAUGAACAUAAUUCUUUA